GGGGGACACGGCACCGUGCCGCCCGCCCGGCGGUGCCCAGGGGUGAGGGGAAGGGUACCCGCAUCCCCUUCGGGCCCUCAGCCGCCCCGGGGCGGCCCCAGCCGGCUCCUCCCUCCGCCGCGAUCCGCGGCUCCCUCACAGCGUCUGGAACGCUCCCGGGCCGAAACCUUCUUGCCAGCUGUGCGCCGAGUGCCUCCAAAAUCUGGGGCGGAGGCACUUGAUGCUGCCUGUUUAACCACCUUUGUUUAAACUGCACUUUGUCAGCGUUAUCGGACGUAUUUUCUUCCUGUUUUGCCUCGCUAUUUUUCACCUAUUAAAUAACGCAAUGUACCGUAGCCGAAGCGCGGGGGAGCAUCGCUGCUGCGGUGCCCUGGUGGCAGUGGGCUCUGGAGGCGGUGAUGCUCCAGCCGGAGCGCUGUGGAAGCAGCAGCAUCCCGCAGGAGCCGGCAUCGCUCCGGGAAGCGAUGAGCGCCCGCUGGGUUAUUCCAACAGCGCUAACGAGGAGGAGGCAGCGCCGCUUUGCCCCGCAGUGUCACGGAUGCAAGCCCGGGACUGAUGUGUUCUAAAUGUUAACUGGUCCUAGAGGAAUCAGAACUGCAUGAUCAAAGUGUCAGGAGCAUUUUUUACUCUGAAAACAUUGCUGCUAAAAAACUCCAAACCGGAGAAGUAAAUCCAGUCAGCUUGUCAGGUCACUGGCUCAGUGUAACGGUGCUUUCAUGAGGUGACGUUGGGCCAAAGUCAACUUCUCUUUCUCCUUUGUAAACCUGCAGCCAAGCAAUGGGCCAGAAAAUCUCAGGGAGCAUAAAGUCUGUGGAUGUGAGGGAGCCCCCUUAUAGACCCGUGAAACGAGAGCUGAGAGGCCCGGAUUUCUGCAAGCCCGCGCGCCUGGACAUGCUGUUGGAUAUGCCCCCUGCCAAGCUGGAGGUCCAGUACAAACACGCUUGGAAUAACGAAGAUCGCUCGUUAAAUAUAUUUGUAAAGGAGGACGAUAAACUGACUUUUCACAGACACCCGGUGGCCCAAAGCACAGAUUGCAUCCGGGGCAAGGUGGGCUACACGCGGGGCCUGCACGUGUGGCAGAUCCACUGGCCCACGAGGCAGCGGGGGACUCACGCCGUGGUGGGCGUCUCCACGGCCGACGCGCCACUGCACUCGGUGGGAUACACGUCCUUGGUUGGUAGCAAUAGUGAAUCCUGGGGCUGGGAUCUGGGGCGCAACAAACUCUACCACAACUGUAAAAACCAGCCUGGGCUCACGUACCCUGUCUUUUUGGAACCAGAUGAGUCUUUUGUACUCCCAGACUCCUUGCUGGUGGUUUUGGAUAUGGAUGAAGGGACGCUUAGCUUCAUGGUCGAUGGACAGUAUCUUGGAGUGGCCUUCAGGGGACUAAAAGGGAAAAAACUUUACCCCAUAGUCAGUGCAGUUUGGGGGCACUGUGAAAUUACAAUGAGAUACAUCAACGGACUUGACCCGGAACCCCUGCCUUUAAUGGACUUGUGCCGAAGAUCAAUUCGUUUUGCUCUUGGCAGAGACCGCCUGCAUGACAUAGAAAUUCUACCUUUGCCUCUGUCUCUGAAAAAUUAUUUACAGUACCAAUAAGACAUCUAGAACCCUCUGGCCUCACAUUGGACUUCAUCAAUGCAAAUGGCAGAAAAUUGUUUACAGCGAAAUAUAAAUCUUUGUGAUGGACACUUAAGUGUUAUUUAAUUUUUAAUGUAUAUUUUUUUUCUGAACCGGUGAAAGCAAAUUACUGUGGGGGAGCUACUAAAGAAUGUGAAAACAUUGAUUUGAUUGAGGUUCAUGUGUUACCUGUUUCCUGUUGUGUUUACAGUCCUGAAGGCUAUAAUUCUCAUCUCUUAUACAUUGAUUUGUUUAUCUUUGUUGCCUCUGGUAAAUGCCAAUAGAAAAUCUUGCCUGCAAGAUUCACUGUCAUGCAGGCAGAGCAUUUUUCAAUAUUAUGAUUUUCAUUUUUCUUUCUCUCUCCUAUACUUUACUCCAAUAAAUAAAAAUAAAUUAUCAAAGGAAAAGUCUUGACAGUAACUUUUGAAAAAUAUUUAAACCUCGGUAUGCAGAGUUGUUGAGAGUUCUGCAUGUUCAGUGCUCAACAUAAUUAGGCCUAUAAUACCUAAAAGUUCUAAUGUUUAAUAAAAGCAGAUUAUUGUCUAGAAGAAGAGAAUGUGGUUUAAAAACAUGAGAAGAAACAAACAGUUCAUGUGUCAGGUCAGUUUUUGGACUUGGUAACAGUAAGUUGCAGUUUGUUGUUUUCAAAGACCAAAUCUAGUCCCUCCAAAGUUCUGCAGUUUAUAACAAAAGUGUUCAUUGUCCCAAGAAUUUAGUAUAUUCAUAUUUUAGGAAGCUUGUCACUUCCCCCUUUUUUUUUUUAAACAAAUUCAUAAUUUUUACGUGGUAUGAACUCUAAGUACUUUGUUUUCUUUUUAAUGUAUGUGUGAUUAUAAUGUUUAUUUAUCUGUUUAGUGUCUGGAGUUCUCAUUUAACUGUUUCCCAUCUUGGGGUGACUGAUUCUUUUUUCUUCCCCCUCUCCAUCUGAAAUGUGUCAGUUUUUCAGGCUCAUCCCUUUUUUUAAAGAUGCUGCUUUCUGUUUGCGUUUCUUACGUGUUUCAAGUUAUCUGCCUGAAUCAGUUAUCUAGUUUUUAAACUGGAAGUUGUUGUUACAGCAGAAUGUCAAAUGUUUAGACAGAGCUGCCUUCAGCAUAUUUUAAUGUGAAUUUACUGAUGAAUGAGGAGAAAAUUUCUAAUAAAGUCUACUGUCCAAAGUAAAACUCC
Cyanistes caeruleus (blue tit) is the source of this 2784-nucleotide messenger RNA. It is a transcript of the gene SPSB4, whose product is annotated as splA/ryanodine receptor domain and SOCS box containing 4. Gene Ontology annotation, cellular component: SCF ubiquitin ligase complex. NCBI's taxonomy places the organism in Eukaryota, Metazoa, Chordata, Aves, Passeriformes, Paridae. The record is from RefSeq and is a predicted model, not a curated record. Gene Ontology annotation, molecular function: protein binding. Gene Ontology annotation, biological process: intracellular signal transduction; proteasome-mediated ubiquitin-dependent protein catabolic process.